Molecule: messenger RNA, 891 nt
Organism: Cotesia glomerata
Lineage: Eukaryota; Metazoa; Arthropoda; Insecta; Hymenoptera; Braconidae
Product: high affinity copper uptake protein 1-like
Exons: 4
Coding region: 205-600 (131 amino acids)
Biological process (GO): copper ion transmembrane transport
Cellular component (GO): membrane
Molecular function (GO): copper ion transmembrane transporter activity
Source: RefSeq, a predicted model, not a curated record
UUUUUUUUUAAUUAGCUUAAGAAUUUGCUGUUUUUUGACGAUGUUUACAUUCGGUAUUUUUUACUUUUAUUUGAGCGGCUAUCUCGCUACCUUAUCAAUUAUGAUAAGACCGACUUCCUAUUUAAUUUUUUAACAAGCGUAUCUUGAUAUAUUUAUCAUUAUUUUGUUUCGAAACUCCGUCGGAGACGAUAAAAAAUUUUUACAAUGAUGGCCAUGUUUUUUCACUUUGGCGUCAAAGAAAGUGCAAUUUUAUUUUCCGGAUGGAAAACUAACGAUUGGCAGGGCGUUUUAGGAUCGUGUAUUGGUAUUUUUAUCCUCGGAGUUAUUUACGAAGGGCUCAAAAGUUACAGAGAGUCAAUGUUUUUAAAACUGUCAUAUUUUUACCGGAACCAAAAAUCCCGAAGCAAAAUAAUCUUAUCUCCCGUUCACGUGUUCCAAACAGUACUGCACAUCCUCCAAUUUACCCUCGGGUACUUUUUGAUGUUCAUCUUCAUGACCUACAAUGUAUGGUUCGCAAUCGCGGUACUUUUAGGCGUCGGUGUCGGCUUCUGGAUAUUUUCUUGGGACAAAUAUUCUCCCGACUCUCAAUGCUGCUUUUAAAACUAAAAUAAUUUUUAAAUAAAAUAAUAAAGAUAACAAAAUAAUUAAAAUUUCUUAAUUAAACACUCGUAAAUUCUUUAUCAAUUGACAUCAUUAACGAUUAAUGAACCUGAUAAUAAAAUAAUCUUUUUUUUUUUUUAUCAUAAAUUUCUUCCGUAGAUAAUCAGUCUUCUUUAGAAAGUCAUCAAGAGCAGAAAAAAUAAUUUAUAUUUCCAAAAAAAAAAUAAUGGAAAAUCCUAGCACUGAAAAUAUUUGCUGUCAAAGUGUCUUCAGUGAUAUAAACAACAUAAA